AAAGAGCGAAGCGACGAGGUGUGUGUCCCGGUCAAAUCGGGGUCACGUCGGUGCAGGUCAGCACGUUGCAGCCAAAUGAGACCGAGCCCCAUCCGGUCCAUUAAAGGCAGUAGUGGCAUAAGGUGGAGUAAAGUACAAUAAAAUAAGCUAAACACGCGAAACAGUUUUAGGUUCUUGCUCAAAAUGAGGCAGAAACUGUAAUUGAACCUGAUUUCAGCUCCAAGCUCUUGGUGUUGAUCAGAGCAGACAGACUUUACUUCUUCUGAAAAAAUUCCCACAUUUUUAAUGUUAGGACCGGCUCACAACAAUCAUCAUCAUCAUCAUCAUCAUCAUCAUAGUAGUGAGUCAUGAUACACGGGGCUGCUCAUUCUGUCAGCACAAACACAAAAUGUUCCCAUGUUUCUUGAAGUCUUGUCCACACAACAGUCAAAACCCCAAACGUAUUCAGUUUUCAAUCACAGGAGACAAAAGCAGCAAAUUCUCACACUGCAGAAGCUGGAACCUGAUAAGCGUUUACACUUGUGCUUAAAAAAAUGAUUGAAAUCAUCGAUCAGUUAUUAAAAUAGUUGAUUAUUGACACGUGGUCCAGUCGUGAUUAUCUGGUGCCUCAUCUUCCGGUAAAGUUAGGACCUUGCACGAGCUGAUCUUGUCGCGGUCGCAGUCCACACCGCGUCCGCCUGCGUCGUUCUCAAAGAUGCCGCCCAAACCCCUGGAGCCUCUGGCCAAGAAACUCAUGAAGGGAGUGAUCGUUCUGGAGCUGCUGGGCGUGUUCGGGGCGUACGGUCUCUUUCACAGGAUGAACAGCAGCCAAGAUUUCAGGAACACCAUGAACAGAAGGUUUCCAUCGAUUCUAGAAGUUUACUACCAGUCCAACGAGUGGGCGGGGGUGUACGGCAUCCGAGAGAGAGACCACGAAGCCUGGUCGGCCAAACAGGACUGAAGGCGCCCGUCAGCGAAAAGUCCGCAUCAUCAAACGGCUACUUCUUCCUCCUCUUGUUCCCGAACGUCCUGCUUCCCGUCCUGGAUCGGCCGAACGCCAUCUUGUUCCGGUUGAACAAGGUCUUCUUCCUGCGCAGCGUCUUGGCGUCGCGGCCGUGGAUCCAGUCGUCACGCUGAGCCUCCCACUUCAGCUGCUUCAGACCUGCAGGGAUCAGCAAUCAAGUGUUUAGAAAGGAUGAGGGGAUGACGUCUGCGUCGUCGCCAGCUCCCGCUUUAUGAAUCGGACCGAUUCAAACGAGAGGUUUGCAUUUUCCCUAAUCUGGCUCAUUACGAUAUUAACAGAGUCAUGGGCCACUCUAGUCAUAUUUAUUGGUUCUGGACCUUUGGUCAAACAGAAUGAUGAUCUCAAGACUUCACAUUCGACUCAGCAAAAAAAUGUUGCUGUUUCAUAAAUUAAAUGGUUAAUUAUUUGUCACUGCCCUAAUAUAAACAUUUAUUAAAUACUGUAUAGCAGA
This is a messenger RNA of Xiphias gladius (swordfish), 1454 nucleotides long. RefSeq names its product protein CEBPZOS-like. Bases 695 to 940 code for a protein of 81 amino acids. The record is from RefSeq and is a predicted model, not a curated record. The transcript has 4 exons. NCBI's taxonomy places the organism in Eukaryota, Metazoa, Chordata, Actinopteri, Istiophoriformes, Xiphiidae.